Messenger RNA from Durio zibethinus, 2887 nucleotides. Its product is annotated as amine oxidase [copper-containing] gamma 2-like. Gene Ontology annotation, biological process: amine metabolic process. Lineage: Eukaryota; Viridiplantae; Streptophyta; Magnoliopsida; Malvales; Malvaceae. Gene Ontology annotation, molecular function: copper ion binding; primary methylamine oxidase activity; quinone binding. The record is from RefSeq and is a predicted model, not a curated record.
AAACUUUCUCUGAUUAUAUUGUAUCUGAUAAAAUUUCAGAAGUCACUCACAUUUGUGAAACAGGAAAUAGAUAUUUUAUAAGCACAAAAAAAGGAAAAAAAAAAAGAAAGGAAAUUCAAAACUCCUGUAACGUAAAGCCAGGUUUGCAUCACAUAAGCAUUUAUUUGUUUCCAUAUAUAUAUAAUUUGUAGCCUUCCCAACAGCCUUAUCAACUGUCUUUCUCUUCACUUUCACUCGCAAAAAACAGUCAUGGAAUCAAAGCAAUUCUUUCGCUUCCUCUUUUUCUUCAUCGCCAUAGCUUUCCUUCUCCUCUUCACCUGGAUUCACCUUCCUUAUGCGCCACCACCUGACGUCACCACCCUCCUCGACUGCGCCACUAACUCCCCCUGGUGCAACUCCAAGAAUCGGUUUCAGUCCAAACAACCUACACUCACCAAAACGCCACGUGCCACCUCCUCUAACCGUCGACGCCACGAGUCAGCCGUCCCUCGCCACCCACUCGACCCUCUCACCAUCCAAGAAUUCAACAAGGUCCGCACCAUCCUUUCUUCCCACGCGCUCUUCAAGUCCUCCAAAAACUACGCGCUCCAUUCCGUCGUCUUAGAAGAACCCGACAAAGACCUCGUGCUUAAAUGGGAAAAAGGCCAAUCGCUCUUCCCCAGAAUAGCCUCUGUCAUCGCACGUGCCAACGGCGAGUCACUCGUGCUGACCGUCAACUUGGAAACCAACGAAGUCAACGUUCUCAAAACGGCUCCUCCGACCGGUUACCCGAUGAUGACGAUAGAGGACAUGACAUCCGCUACUUGGGCUCCACUUUCGAACGCCAAGUUCAACAGUACGAUCAUCGAACGAGGCGUAAAUCUCGAUGACGUGGCGUGCCUGCCGAUUUCGUUGGGAUGGUUCGGUGCAAACGAGGAGAACAGGAGGUUAAUUAAGGUACAGUGCUACUCCAUGAAAGACACUGUAAACUUUUACAUGAGGCCAAUCGAAGGGUUAACUGUUUUACUCGAUAUGGACACAAAAGAAGUGAUCGAGAUAUCGGAUACGGGUCGGGCCAUCCCGAUACCAAAAGCCUCGAACACGGAUUAUCGUUACUCCGAGCAGAAGCUUCAGGAGGAACUCAACUUGAUAAACCCUAUAUCAAUUGAACAGCCAAAGGGCCCAAGUUUUGUUAUUGAAGACGAACAUUUGGUGAAAUGGGCAAACUGGGAAUUCCAUUUGAAACCCGACCCAAGAGCAGGUGUGGUAAUUUCUAGGGCUAAGGUCCGGGACCCGGAUAGUGGGGUGCUGAGGAAUGUGAUGUACAAAGGUUUUACGUCUGAAUUGUUUGUGCCUUACAUGGACCCCACUGAUGGAUGGUAUUUUAAGACAUACAUGGAUGCGGGUGAAUACGGGUUCGGGUUGCAAGCUAUGCCACUUGACCCGCUUAAUGAUUGUCCAAGAAAUGCAUACUAUAUGGAUGGUGUGUUUGCCGCCGGUGAUGGUGUACCCUAUGUCCGAUCAAACAUGAUCUGCGUGUUUGAGAGCUACACCGGUGAUAUAGGGUGGCGGCAUUCGGAGAGUCCAAUUACGGGUAUGGAGAUUAAGGAAGUGAGGCCAAAGGUGACGUUAGUGGUUAGAAUGGCUGCAUCAGUUGCUAACUAUGAUUAUAUUGUGGAUUGGGAGUUCCAAACAGACGGGCUAAUCAGGAUUAAGGUUGGACUUAGCGGGAUUUUGAUGGUGAAAGGUACCACCUAUGAGAACAUGAACCAAGUGGGAGGGCAAGAAAAUCUCUUUGGCACCCUUUUGUCUGAAAAUGUUGUUGGCGUUAUCCAUGAUCAUUACAUUGCAUUCUAUUUGGAUAUGGACAUCGAUGGCUCUGAUAAUUCCUUUGUUAAAGUAAAUAUCAAAAGGCAAGAUACCUCUCCAGGAGAAUCACCAAGAAAAAGCUAUCUGAAAGCGGUUAGAAAUGUGGCUAAAACAGAGAAAGAUGCUCAAGUUCAGCUUAAACUCUAUGACCCAUCGGAGUUCCACGUGAUCAAUCCAACUAAGAAGACAAGGGUUGGAAACCCGGUUGGAUACAAGGUAGUUCCCGGUGGCACUGCCGCCAGCUUGCUAGAUCAUGAAGAUCCACCACAGAAAAGAGGUGCAUUCACAAAUAACCAAAUAUGGGUCACUCCAUAUAACAAAAGCGAGCAAUGGGCUGGUGGAUUAUUUGUUUACCAGAGCCAGGGUGAAGACACUCUUGCCGUUUGGUCUGACAGGGAUCGAUCAAUUGAGAACAAAGACAUUGUGCUGUGGUAUACUUUAGGCUUCCAUCACAUACCAUGCCAGGAGGAUUUUCCUAUCAUGCCAACUGUGUCGUCUAGCUUUGAUUUGAAGCCAGUUAACUUCUUUGAGAGCAACCCAAUUCUCAGGAUUCCACCUAAUGUUGAAAAGGAUUUACCUGUUUGCAAGCCUGCUGCUUCAGCAUGAAGCUCUAGUUCGACGUUUAUCUUGGGUAGGUAGAAUUUCCAAUAAAUGAUGUAGCAGAAUAUAAACUUGUUCUUUCUAAAUGGUAUCCAAAAAGAAGAAAAUGGAAAAAACAAGAUCGAGUCUUAGGACCUACAGAGGAAAUCCAAGUUUCUGAACGGCCAGAGGUCUAAGCCGUAAUCAUCCAAGGGCUGUUUCUAUUUACCAAGCAAGAUUAAUUAGAUGUCACAUUCUCUUAAUCAUUUUCCAUAAACAUCACUUAAUUGCUGUAUUGGAUUUUAACAAUGGCCACGUUAUUCUGAAGGCUCCAAUAAUCUACGAAAGUUGGGAAUUGUCACCAUAAUUUUUCAUGAUUGGGUUAUUCAUUUGGUUGGAUAGCUUUUUGGACUAGUUACAUAAAUAAAGAAAUAACAAAGUGAGAUGGCUGCUUAAGUAA